Messenger RNA from Loxodonta africana (African savanna elephant), 7468 nucleotides. RefSeq names its product RAB5A, member RAS oncogene family (gene RAB5A). Lineage: Eukaryota; Metazoa; Chordata; Mammalia; Proboscidea; Elephantidae. The record is from RefSeq and is a predicted model, not a curated record. Gene Ontology annotation, cellular component: Golgi apparatus; endosome. The coding region runs from base 280 to 927 and encodes 215 amino acids. The transcript is spliced from 6 exons. Gene Ontology annotation, molecular function: GTPase activity; GTP binding.
GGCGGAGACGGAGUCCGACGGGGGCGGCACCAGCGGCACGAGCCCAGCACCGUCCAGUCUGAGGGGAGCGGCGCAAGGAGGAGACGCCGCCGCCGCCUAAGCCACAGCCUCAGCCUCAGUUUCAUCCUUCGGGCUUGGGAUCUGCUGCCGGGAAGCUUUGGCCCCGCAACCCCGCGCGCUGCGGUCGCAGGUUACUACCUCCAGAAAGAAAAAUUGACACCUUGCAUCCUGGAAGUUUACUUAAGCAUCUGAAAUUAGGGACUUCUUUCAAAUUUGGACAUGGCUAAUCGAGGAGCAACAAGACCCAACGGGCCAAAUACUGGAAAUAAAAUAUGCCAGUUCAAACUAGUGCUUCUGGGAGAGUCUGCUGUUGGCAAAUCAAGCCUAGUGCUUCGUUUUGUGAAGGGCCAAUUUCAUGAAUUUCAAGAGAGUACCAUUGGGGCUGCUUUUCUAACCCAGACUGUGUGUCUUGAUGACACAACAGUAAAGUUUGAAAUAUGGGAUACAGCUGGUCAAGAGCGAUACCACAGCCUAGCACCAAUGUACUACAGAGGAGCACAAGCAGCCAUCGUUGUAUAUGAUAUCACAAAUGAGGAAUCCUUUGCAAGAGCAAAAAACUGGGUAAAAGAGCUUCAGAGGCAAGCAAGUCCUAACAUUGUAAUAGCUUUAUCAGGAAACAAGGCUGACCUAGCAAAUAAAAGAGCUGUAGAUUUCCAGGAAGCACAGUCCUAUGCAGAUGAUAAUAGUUUAUUAUUCAUGGAAACAUCAGCUAAGACAUCAAUGAAUGUAAAUGAAAUAUUCAUGGCAAUAGCUAAAAAGUUGCCAAAGAACGAGCCACAGAAUCCAGGAGCCAAUUCUACCAGAGGAAGAGGAGUAGACCUUACGGAACCCACACAGCCAACCAGGAGUCAGUGUUGUAGUAACUAAACUCUAGUUUGAACUAGCUGGAAUAUUCUUCUGCUUCCUAAAUGUUAACAGUGGAAUUGGAGCAUUUAACCAGCCCAGUAUGACUUCCAAAAAGAAGAGACUUAUGAUAGAGUCAAGUUUCUAAUACAGAAUUAUUUUAAGUGUUUUGAACUUAAUUUUUAAUAACAUGCAUGUGUCCCUCUGACUAAUGUUUCAGCAGUAGAAGGGAGAAGUAAGAGCUGUGUGUACACUGGUUUCGUUGGAAGGUUAGGGGAAUCAUUUCUCAUCAGCAGGGAUGUAGAGAAAUGACUGUCUGGACCCACAGUUAACCAGCCAGUUCCUUCGAACUGGUACAGUAGUCUAUGAGAAAGAUCUGGAAUUUACUCAUUUGGGGCUUUCAAAAACAUUGUCUUUUUAGGAGACUCUGAGAUAUUUAUGUUUAGCUGCAACAUUUGGGCAAAUGGUAAUUUCUCCUGGUAUCUGUAUUUAAAGUAUACAUUCCACGUUUUAAUAAACUAGCCACAAGAACACAGCCCCACAUCUUCAGGGGAAAAAUGAACACUGGUGGCAAGCUGUAUCUAAAUUAUAGCCAGUCCUGUUAUUUCUUAAAUGGUGGCAAAAAUCAGAUGUAACCCAUCUUGUUUUAGAAAUAUGAAAACUGAUAAACGCAUUUGAUGGGUAGUGUUCCCUUCAAACAUGAGCUCUUCAAUAAAAAUGAAACAGACCGGGUGUCUGUGAUUUCGGUUUAAUCACUGCUGGCCAUUUGCAUAGGGUGGUUUUGUUGUUUGGGGGCAGGGAGGGAGCUUGUUCCCUUGGGACAUAACACAGUCAAUGCACUAACAAUUAUGUACAUUCAAACUUGAUUACUUUAAAUUCGAUCUUCAGAUGUACUGUAAAUAGGGUACUGCAUUGUAGCCUCCAUAUAUGUUUAAUACUUUUCUGUAAUAUUUAAGAGUUGCUUAUAAGUGUACAAAAUGUACAGUUAUUAAAACAGCUAAGUAUUUCUCUCCCCCUUUCAGAGGAAGGGGCUUCAGUUGUUCCUACAUUGCUAGACCCAUAAUAAACAAUGUAUCUGUAAUUCGUAACCUGAGUAUUGCGAUGUUAACAAGGAUCUUUCAGCCAGCUUUGUUUCCCAAAGUUCGUGUUAUUUGGAUCGGUUCAGUAUAUUGCACUAAUUCUUUUAGUUCUUUUCAUUGUAUGAAAUCUACCAUGUGUCAGAGAUGAUUUAAUCUAUUUAAGUGAUAAACUGCUAGCAGAACUUGUAUAUUUACAGUAAUUCAGAAUUAGUAAGGAAAACCGUUUCCCAGUGUUUAGUUUUAUAUUGAGGUGCUCAGGUUUGAAUAAAGUGGUAUAAACAGCAAAUACUGGACCUUUUCUCUUUCUUGGCAAGAAACAAUGAGCAUGUAUCAACAGUGUUAUGUAACCUGAAAUCUGCUUUUGUAUUUUCUUUCUUAUGCUCUUAAAAACGACAUAUAAUAUUGAUGGAUCCUAAUAUCUGGUUUAUUCAAGAGCUACGGUUAUGGUGUUGUAUCUUUGUCUUCUGGGUAAUCAGCACAUUAUCUUUUAUAUCAGAAACUGAUACUCACAUCCGCUGAGCAGUAUCACCGCAACUGUAAUGUUGUCCCUGGAGCCAGCCGUUAAGGCGGCCUUUACCAGUUGCCGGCUAACGUACGCAGCCGCGCCUUCGUAAAAGCUCUUAGCUGACGGCUCCUUCGCUUUCUCGUUUGGAUCUGUUGGCACAUCGUCUGCGCUGACCUGUCCGUCAGUUGGUUUCCUGCCGUGAUGUUGGCGAAUAGUCGGUCUCGGUGGGAAUGUUUCUGAAUUUUCAAGGUCACCAAUGGAAUGAUCAGAAUAUUUUGAAUCAUAUAAGUUUUCUUUUGAAUUUAUAGCUGACAGAUGUUCUUUCGAUAAAGGUUUACACUGAUACAAUAUGUGGAUAUCAUUACUUUCCGGUUUCCUAACACUUGGUUCACUAAGUUUGGACGACGAAGAUUCGUUUUCUGCCAUGAAGCAUUUUUCUUUAUAUGUGUGAAACAUGGUCAUUGCCAAUGCGAUGACUUCAUUUUUAUCUAGAACUUCCCAAAGUCCAUUAGUAGCUAGGACGAGGAAUUGACAUAAGUCAUCUAUAGGGACCGAGAUAGUUUGAGGUGCUGGAAUAAUGAAUUUUUUCAGUUUGAGAUUUCCAUGAAAUCCAAGUCCUCGUGUGGUUUUUGUUUGCACUUCGAGGAACCCAUUUGGUUCAUUUGAAUUAAUUAUUGCUCCAUUAUGAAGUACUCGCCUCCUUUCCAUUGCAUUUUGGAUAGUGUGUUCUUUGGUUAGGCAAAAACCUUUACCAUUUCUGCAUAAGACUGCAUGCACGUUACCUAAAGGAUUAUGUUUAAAACAAAAAUUUGAUCCUAAAGAUCUAAUGGCCAAUUGUAUCAAAGAAUACUAAUAAUUUUACUAAUUCUGUUUUUCAAUGUAUAAUCAGAAAACUCGUCAUUUAAAGGUAUUUUUUAAAUAUGUGAUUGAUGUUAGGAUGAUUUACAGUAAUUCAGAUUUCAAACUGAGAGGCAAGUUUCUCCCUUAUUUUUAAGCACCUAGUUGGAAACCCUGGUGGCGUAGUGGUCAAGUGCUACGACUGCUAACCAAGAGGUCGGCAGUUUGAAUCCACCAGGCGCUCCUUGGAAACUCUACGGGGCAGUUCUACUCUGUUCUCUAGGGUCGCUGUGAGUCGGAAUUGACUUGAUGGCAAUGCGUUUUUAGUGUUUAAAGUACUGCUUUUAGUAUUAAUUAAAUUACAAAAAUUGAAAUCACUUUCUUUUAUGAAACAGCUUCAGAAUAUAUCUGUUUUGGAUAGCCAGUAUGUUAAACUUUUAUAACCAACAUAUAUAUUCCAUAAGUAGAUACUUAUAAGUGUUUGGAGAAAUGUUUCUGCAAUUAAAAACACAAAAUCGUACUUCAAAACGGAGUUUGACACUUUUGGAACUGGUAAAAGUUAAAAUCUGAACAUGUUUAGGUCAUGAGUGAUGAAAACAUUAGAAUAUUGCUGUUAAUGUCAGCUAUGCCAGAAACGCAUAAAACCUGUAAUGUGUGAUUAAAAAGAAAAAAUUCAGUCAGCCUUGAUUUGAAUUAAUUAUUGAAGAAAAUAUGUAUUGUUUAUGUAUGACAUGAGUAAUAACGAGCCAACAUGAAAUUGAACCCUUUGGUUGAAAACUGAAAUCUUAAAAUCUGGUUCAAAUGAACUUGUGGUGUGUGCUCCAAUGAAAUUUUUUAAGAAAAUCUAAAUAAUGCUUUUAACAGAUUGAGGAGUGAUUGUAUUGCUGAAACUAUCUUUGGAUUACUGGGAGAAAGGUUCACAGAAUUUCUUCAGUUUGUUAGGAAGUACUUUCCCCAAGUUUUUAGGAAUAUAAUUGUGUAUUCAAUCUCAGGCCAUAGUUUUUCAUGGUAAAGAAUCAUUUUUCUAAAAGGUUAUCUGACUUUUUCUAAGAUGGAGUUAGUGACAUUUGGAUAGUAUAUCUUUGAGAAUUAAAAUUCACAGAACAGUGUGUAAGACUUACUUUAGAUAUUUAGAAUAUUCUGGCUUCAAACAUGGUUCCGUACCAAAAAUCAAUUUUGUUGCUGCAAAGGCUCAAUUAAAAUCUCUAAAUUUUUUAGGUAAAGGAAUUUAGGCUUAGAAAGGCUGAGGUCUACACAGCUACUGUGGAUGUACAGAAACCGUCAAUUGGUAAAGCAUUGCUCAGCCAUACAUGUGCCUAUUAGCUCAUAUACAUAAUGGGAAUUAUGAAAUCUGGAUUACUGGGUUGUGACAAAACACUGAUGAUGUAUAUGGGGGGGUGGGGAGAGGUUUUGGGAACCUGAGAACUACAUAAACGGUAGUCCUAGAAACUACAUGACUUGUUCGGCUAAUAUUUUGUACUGAUUUGUCUAUUCUGCUGUAAAACAUUCUUGACUUUUGCUGGGUUGCAAAUUAUUACAGUAUUAGCCAAGCUGCAUGGAGUGCAACAGGCCAACUAGGUAAAUUGUGAAUUGUUCUACUAGAAGGACAUAUGAUUCAAACCUCUUUUAGAAAAUUUCUUUCUGUGUGCAUAUAUGCAUAUGAAUAGCACAACCAUAGCUCUGAAAACACAGGGGACAUAAUUUGGCUCAGAGAAUAAUCAAAUCCAUUGACUUCCUAAACAUACUUGCAUGUGGAAAGCCAAAGCCCAUUCAGGGCAAAGAAAGCAUUGUUUCCCUGCUGUGUGGUUUGAAAAGAAUCUCAUACAAUUAUGAAGUUUUAAUGGAAGGAUGGUAAACUGGUAUUUUGAUUUAGUUGUCUCUGCAAAGAACUUAGUAAAUGGAGCCUUAACACGCUACGAGAGUAGAAAAUGCUAUUUUGGUUCAUUUUACUACUUGUGAGCACCCUUGGGUUCAAUAAAAUUUCUUAGUUGAAGGGACAUUAAGUCCUGGUUGAGUUCUUGCUCUACCAUUGGCUUGUUGCCUGACUUUAGAACUGGUAAAAGUUAAUUUUUUUUUCUUUUUUGUUAUUUCAUAUCAUUGAUUUUACCUUUUUUAAAAAACAGAGAUGGCUGCCCAGAUGGCUGAAGUCUUUACGUUUGUGAAUGAAUGGUGCAUGGGGUAAAGAGAAAGUGGAGGAGUAGCUACACUUUCUCAACUAUUUAUGCAUAUAGCCCUGGAAGUAGAGGAUAAAGAAGAUUGAGGCCCUGAAAGAGCACUCCUAAUAGUAGCAGUCAUGGGGAAAAAAAAAAAAAAAUGUGUAGAGUCAAUAGUUAUACUUCCUAAUGUUGGGGUUGCUGAAAACGGGAUUAUUGCAUACAGGGUUGCCGAAGGUAAAUGACUCCAUUAAGCUGGAAGCUACAGUAGCAUGAUUGUAGGCACCAAGGGAGAUGGGAAAUGAUGGAGGAAGAUUAAAAAAAUCACUGUAAAGUCCGCGUAGUUUGGAGGACUGAAGGAAGAGAAAGGAGGAAAUCUUUUACAGUUUUAAGAGGAAGAACUGAAUAGCAUUAAAGAAAGGUUCCUUUCACCUCUGCUUGGGCAAAAUGAGAACAGCUAACCAAGCAGUAAAUUCUGUGAUGAAGACCUUUACUCAAAAAUACGAAUGAAUUUGAGCAUAAAUGAAAAUUCAGAUUCCUAGAAGUUACGAGCUUCGCUUAAUCGGUGAGAUUGUACUCCUCAGAAAGUGUUAGCAGAUAAAAUAGGAAUAGGGUUACUGGGAGAUCGGCAUGGUUAGGGAUGGUGAUCAUACACAGGGAUGAAAAAGAGCUGCUCUCAGGUGCUGCUGGAGCCUUUUUAUAAUGGCAUGAAUAGUCAGGCAGUGUUUCUUAUGCAGAGGGUAACAAUGUAACUGCCUCCUGCAAUUAAAGUUAUUGCCAACUUUUGUGAAAAGAAAAAUAAGAUUUUUCUUAAAUAUAACCAGGAAGGUCGCUUACUGUUGAAGAGAAUGGAAAAGGUCUAAGUGAGACUUAUGAACGAUCUGGAGAAAAGAGGAGAAAUUCAUGCAAUGGUAAGAAAAAAAAAAUGAUACCAAGGAUGCGCAAGAGUGCCCUAGGGUAAGAAAGACAACUUGUGUUAGAAGAAACAGCGAGAAUAUGUGGAAAAACGGAAGCACCACACAUGCAGACUUCAGUCCAAACUUAGUGUCUUUGUGACUUCCAUUAAGUCACUUUAUUUCUUCACCUGCAAUGUUAUUCUUACUUAUCAAGGUUCUUGUGAGGAUUCAAGAAGGUAAGUUUGUCAUAGGUAGACACUUGAUAAAGGUUUCCUUCCUUUGUGUUCCAUGAAGAGAAAAAUGGGAAGAGAGGCUAUCCAGAAGAAAUUGAAGGGAGAUGAGAAAUGUUUAAUUUUUUACUCAUUAUAAAGAGUUGUAAGAAAAUCUUUAUGAAGUAGACUUACAGGCUUACAAAGUUAGGAAGAAAUAACUACUGAGGAAAGGAAAAGGAGGAUAAACAAUCUGGAAAUUCAAACAUGGUUGACCAAACCAAACCCAUUGCCAUCGAGUGAAUUCCGACGCAUAGUGACCCUAUAUAUAGGACAGAAUAGAACUGUCCCCUAGGGUUUCCAAGGCUGUAACCUUUACAGAAGCAGACCACCACAUCUUUCUCCUGUGGAGUGGCUGGUGGGUUCUAACCGCCUACUUUUUGGUUAGCAGCCAGUUGCUGAACCACUGUGCCACCAGGGCUCGAGUAUGCUUAAACUGGGAGCACAACAGAAGUGCCUAAGCAUGUAGAUGAUGUUAGAGAAACAAAGUAUAUCCAGGUUUUCUUUAGGACUCUAUAAUUCUUGAAAAAUAAGCAGAAUUUAAUUACAUGCCAUGAGCACCAGAUGUAUGUCUUCCCACUGAGGGUGCGCUUAAAAGAGUUUUCUGGAUGGACUGGUUUUCUUUGGAUUUUUGAAAGAUUUGUUUUGCAAGAUGCAUGAUAAUGGAAAUAUUCACCAUUGUACUCCUGGAGCCUAACAAUACUUUGCACGUGGGUCUCAAAUAUUUGUGCAAUAUUAGUUGAAUGUGUCCUCAGAAUCGGGUUUGUAUGUGAGUCCACAACUACCAUCAAAAAAAAAAAAAAAAGGAGUGUGUGUAUACGUAAAA